GUAUAAAUGCCCAUGGGGGAUCUGUGCAGGAUGAGGUCUCGGGGUCACUUUUGUGCCUUCGGCCAUGGCCUAAGCCUCAUCGUAUAGAGAGAGAGAGAGAGAGAGAGAGAGAGGAACAAAGGUGUCAGUGUCUCACUCACAUGUCUGUAUCAGCCAUGGCUGAGAGCAGGAAGUGCGCCGUUGUCCGGCUGAGGAAGGCGAGGAGGGGAAUCACCGGAAGGUGCGCAGCGCUCGUGAAGGAGCAGCGGGCCAGGAUCUACAUCUUGCGCCGCUGCGCCACCAUGCUGCUCUGCUGUUGCACAGUUCAUGGGACUGGGUUUAGCUGCACCAUCAGCAGUGUGGGGAGGACUGGAUGCAUCAUGGCUGGUGUUGCUAGUGAUUGCAGUCUUGAGAAGGCCCAAUUGGAUGAUCUACUGCUCUUUUCCUUCUUUUUUGUAUCAGCUCUCGUGGUUUUGAGAUGGACCAAAGAGGCUUCAUGUAUCAUAUACAACUACUGCUGCUGAUAUUUAUGUGAACUACUUAGCAAUGGGAUUAACAAUAACUCUAUGUAAUGAGUUCCAUUGCCUGUCUUGAACAUUUACAGUCAAUAUUAAUGCCAUUCAAUAAA
This is a messenger RNA of Musa acuminata subsp. malaccensis (wild Malaysian banana), 607 nucleotides long. NCBI's taxonomy places the organism in Eukaryota, Viridiplantae, Streptophyta, Magnoliopsida, Zingiberales, Musaceae. The record is from RefSeq and is a predicted model, not a curated record.